AUGUACCAGCAGCCGCAAUUCUUGCCCUACCCCCAGCCGUACCUAGGAAUACAAGCUCCGACUCUGUUCCGUGUCGGAGAGCUCGUCUGGUUCCAGAUGGCGUCUGGCUGGCGUCUGGGUAUUGUAUCCGUCACUGCUCCCACCAACCAGAAGCCCGGCGUCAAGCCCGAGAUCCAGAUCCUCCCAAUAUCCCACCAGCUUUUCAACCAGUCGCCGAUCCAGACGCUGGAAGCGACAGCACGCCCGUUCCUCGCCUUCUCCGUGCCCAACGUUAGUAUCCCGGAGCUGCAGAAUAAGGCCUACGAUGAGGUCAAUUGGGAAGCCUUCCUCCGCAGCCUCACCCCCGAGGAUACCCACCGUCGCGAGGUUGCCCUGCUCGAUUCCUCCAAAAUGGCCGCUCAGAAGGUGGGCGUGUCGUUCUCCGUCUUCAGCCGCAUCGCUGAGAAUGAAGGCGGCAAGAAGAUCGACUACCACGGCAUCUUCCUCGGCGCCGAGCGCAUCGAGCUCGGCGACGUCCUCCGCGUCCGCAUCUCACCCGAACAGAACCUCUCCGCCGCCGCCAACAACCUUCCCGACGCGCUGCUCGCGCUCCGUGAGAUCUGCACCGCCCCCAUCGAUGUCCCCGGUAUGGCCUUCUUUAAGGGCGAUAUCUACCAGCCCCUCACCGGUGACAACGCUCCCGCCACCGACGCCGCCACUACCGUGCCCGAGGACAAGCUCCCGCGGCCGCUCCGCGAGGAGAUGGUGUUCCGCAAGAAGUUCGCCCCUGCGGAGCGCUGGCGCUGCGUCCUGCUCAAGCAGAACGCCGUCCUCCGCGAGCCGGACCUUAAAGGCCGCUUCUACGCCACGCAUAGGCUGCUGCCACUGCUCGACGGUCAGGCCAAGGUUGCGGCCGAGGCACAGCAGGGCAUCGUUCGUGACGUGCAGCAGCGGCUUAACCAGCGCAUCGACACGUUCAAGACGGCCUACAUUGGUCAGAAGCGUUCCCGAGCCGACACCAUCGGCCCCGCGCUGCCUCCGGGCAGUGUCCUUCAAUUCGAGCCAUCCGUGCGCGAGGAGGGUGCUUAG
Molecule: messenger RNA, 1068 nt
Organism: Colletotrichum spaethianum
Lineage: Eukaryota; Fungi; Ascomycota; Sordariomycetes; Glomerellales; Glomerellaceae
Exons: 1
Coding region: 1-1068 (355 amino acids)
Biological process (GO): silent mating-type cassette heterochromatin formation
Cellular component (GO): SHREC complex; rDNA heterochromatin
Source: RefSeq, a predicted model, not a curated record